AUGCUCUGGCCAUUCGCACGCCGUGGUCACACGAACAUUAUCAUCGUGCGGACAUGGAUGCUGUGGAAACACGGACAUUAUCAUCGUGCGGACAUGGAUGCUCUGGUAACACGGACGUUAUCAUCGUGCGGACAUGGAUGCUCUGGUAACACGGACGUUAUCAUCGUGCGGACAUGGAUGCUCUGGCCAGAAACACGGCAAAUAACGAUGUAUUUGGAUGCUCUGGCCAUUGGCACGCAGCGAAGCCAGGUUGCCGGCAAUCCUUUUGCCGAGACGCCGGCGAGCGCCAUGGUGCUGGCCUUGGUGUGUCACUGGCGUCUGGAAGUCGUGGACGACGUUCCAGUCACGGAGGAGCAUCUGCAGCAGGCCAAAGAGAUGAAUCAGCAGCGCGUCCUCGAGGUCCUUUCCUACUCUGCGGACUGCAGGUGCACCAGGCAGGGCCUGGCUGGUUCCACCACGCCGUGGCACAUCUACCGUCCGUUAUGUCUCACCAAGUGCAAAGAAGUGGAGGUGGCCAUGUCUGCACAGUCGCUCUUAGAGUCCUUGGCCGUGGGACCCGCCGAUCUGCCCGCGGCUCUGCAGCCGCUGCUGAGCGUGAGCCUGUCGGAGGUGUGCGCCGCAUACCAGCGUUUCGGCGGUGAAGACUCGGUCUGCGUGGAGGACAUCUGCGAUCAGCUCCCCCUGGAUGCGCGGGCGGCCAGGCAGUUGACGGCUGGGCAGAAGUGCCUUCCAACCCGGGAGCUGCUGGCGACGCUGGUUCUGGCAAGCCGCACGCAUGCCUUCACGAAGGCGCGCUUGAUCUUCGACCUCUGCGAUUUCAGUGGCGAGGGCCGCCUACAGCUGGAGCACUUCUUCCAGGCGGUGUCAUCUUUUCUGGCGGCAGCCGUGCGCCUGGGCAGCGGCAUUCGCCGCCCGGUGCUUCCGAGGAAGCACGUCUUGGACUCCCUGGCGUUCGGCCUCUUCCGCGCCUAUGACUCCGAAAUGUCCAAGGACGACUUCAUGAAGAUGGUCAAGUCUCAGGAUCACGUGGGGCGACUGCUGCGCCGUUUCGCGCGCGGCGCGUACGACGAAGCCUUUCGCAUACCUUCCUGGAAGGAGCUUGCGGAAAGUAAGACGCCUGGAUCCCAAGAGUCCGAGGACGCUGCCAAUUUGCGACGCGAGCCCAGCAGACUUCCCCAGGGCGAUCUGCUGGAUGCCCCACUGCCACGGCGGCGGGGCUACUUCCUGGCUGUGCAAUCUUCCCGCGAGGUGGCUCUCCACAAUGAGCUGGAGACCAUCCAACGUGAGCGGGCCAGCGCCGAGAAGACGCUGCACAGCGCCAUCGACCUGGAGAUGCGCGAGCGCGCGAUCAGGGAAGAGCUGGUCACGGAAUGUGCUGACGAGGUGGCCCGGCGGGAGUACCGCCGGCGGUUGCAGAAGCUCUGGCACCGCUCCAGGCCCAAGUCUGCCAGCUGCACCCGGGACAAGCGCGGGGUGGUGGGCCGUCGCCUCUGGACGGCCAGCUCCUCCCACGUGGCCCGGGGGGGCGUGCUGCCCGCUGGCGUGCCCAGGCCCCUGACCCCCUCGUGGGUGCAGGCGGCCGUGAACUCCGUGGUGUCCAGCUCCACUGCACCGAGCCGCACCAUUGAGGACCGGGUGCGCCAGGAGUUCAGCUCGCAGGAUGAUGGCUCGAUUUCGGCCCAUGAGGCCCGGCGAAUAAGUACCGGCACCACGAUCCGAUCCUGUCGCGCCUCCCUCGUCAGCCCCGACGGAGAUGAAGCAUCUUUGGCAUCCGACACCCUCGAGGGGGGUGAGCAAGGGCGCCUCUUUCGGAAGGCCGACGUCCUCUUGGCUUUCGACCUCUACCGCGACGAGUACUGGCUCAGGGAGGGCGGGGGUAUGCGCUCGCUGCUUCAGGCUGGAAUGCCGCUUCAUCCGCCCCGAGAGAUGACUAAGAUGGAAGCGGCAGAUCGCCGGAAGGGCGAGAUCGAGCUGAUGCUGAAAGAGAUCUCAGAGGAGAAGCCUGCUGCCUUGACUCCCACGGCAUCCGUAGAGCUCACUUUGCGAGGCUUUCUGCAGGCAGUGUUCCCUUUUGCAAAGAAGACCGAUAUCAGAACGAUGCUGCGUUGGAUCAAGCACCCGCCCUCCGAUGACAAAGUCAAGACGCGGCAUGGGACGUCAGUCAAACCCGACUUCGGGUUGCUGCGGGACUUGAUUGACCUCUUUGAUGCCAUCGACACUGCAAGGACUCACUCCGUUCCUGUCGAGGCCGUUGAGCAGUUCCUCUCAGGGGAGAUCAUCACGCAGGGCGAGACAGCCAGACUGAGGCAGCGAAGGCAGGCGAGGACCGACCUGCGCAGCGUCACCAACGCCGCGUGCUACGCGCACAACCCGCGCGUGGCGCUGAUCCUCAACCGGAUGCUGGAGGACAGAGCGGACUGGCAGGUGACGAUACCAAGCCACCAGGAUCACAGAGGAAAGAGGCACACCGUGUCUGGUCAUGGGUGGAGAUCUUUGGAGCAUAAGAUGGAGGCGCUGGCAGCCACCCUCGACGAAGAGCUCCACGCCCUCGCGCACGGCGAUGAAAACUUGCUCACCGAGAGCAUCGAGGCCGCCUGCAACCCCUGGCAUCACGACGACUACGUGUGGCGCGCGGAGACGGAGGAAGGCCAGACCGACCCGGGUGCGCCCAAGAAGGUUCGCCUGGUGCGCCUCUACUGGCGCUACAUGAUUGGCAGCGCCAUCGUCCAGCAACUGCGUGACGAGCCGUCGCGGCUGGCGCUCAAUGACGGAAAGUUGGAUCUUUUUGGCUUCAUGUGCGUGCUGGCCCAGGACCAGAUCAGGCUGAUCUUCCCACUUAACCGACACUCGGAUCUGCUGUUUGUUCUUUGGAAAGAAGAUGCCUGCGCGGUAUCCUUGUGGGCCCUGCAAGAAGCCAUGUACAUACAGCUCUUGAAGUGGAAGUACACAGACGUCGGCAACACGCCGGUUCGUAGAGGGGCGACUCACAUCUCACCAUCGGCGAUGUCGAAGAAAUGCGUACUUCAUUUGCUCGACACCGGCUUGCUGAGCGAGUACACAGGCACUUGCAAUGAGUACACUGGCUACGUGAAGAAGCCGGGCUUCUGCCGCAACAUCAAGGACAUGUUGACCUGCCGAGGUGCAGAGAAAGGCCGUCCGAGCCGCAAGGUGGGACAAAUGGGCACCUCCGUUCGAGACUACUCCACCGCCUUCCGCGAGUGGGGUGUACUCCAGCUGUACGUAGCAGUGAUCGUCGCCAUCCUGGUGGCCAUCAUCGACAUAAUUGCAAAUGAGGUCAACAUCGUCAAUGUCUUGGUGAACCUGUUUUUACAGAUCUGCGCCGCGUAUAUCUUCGCCCACCUGGGAUGGUUCGGUGUGACGCAGAAGGACGGCUGCUUCUGCUGCAUCAUCGCCUGCUGUGAGUGUCCGCCCAUCUUGCUGUUCUGGGGGAUCCUAAUGAUGUUUUGGGGGGUCGGCUCAGUCGGCGUUGCCUUCCAGGGCGUCGGAAAUUGCGCGAUUUGCGUCAUCAAGCCUUGCGUGCAAUUUAUCCACGCCGUCAUCCUUUUCUACAUGGGAUUCUGCUGCCUGAACAUCUGGAUCCAGCACGGCAAGGAGAUCCUCCCCCCCUCGGUGGACGUCACGGGACCGCAAGGGGAAGUGAUCGGCGCGGCUUAG
Molecule: messenger RNA, 3675 nt
Organism: Symbiodinium natans
Lineage: Eukaryota; Dinophyceae; Suessiales; Symbiodiniaceae
Source: the annotation of a GenBank genome assembly